Molecule: messenger RNA, 1014 nt
Organism: Saprolegnia parasitica CBS 223.65
Lineage: Eukaryota; Oomycota; Saprolegniomycetes; Saprolegniales; Saprolegniaceae
Exons: 3
Coding region: 35-964 (309 amino acids)
Biological process (GO): regulation of DNA-templated transcription
Cellular component (GO): nucleus
Source: RefSeq, a predicted model, not a curated record
CUGCGUUUGACCGCGGAGUUUCGAUUCGGCGGGCAUGAUGAGCGCCCGGAGCGCGGUCCGUGUCGAGGUCGAUGGGCCCGAGGUGAAGUCCAAGCCUGCGAAGCGGUCGCCCCUCAGCGCUCUCUCGGUGAGCGAUGUGAGCAACCAGGCCAAGCGGCCACGACUCGAGGACGCGCCGGUGAGCCCGACGAUGAGCGAGCCGGCCGUCGUUGACGACGACGACAGCGAGCGUCCCGAAGAGAUCAACGCAGCCUGGCUCGACAUGUGCUAUGCGCUCCUUGCACGGAAACGCGGAAUGAAAGGCCUUCCAGCGCCCAAGCUCCCGGUGCUCGCCAUCUCGACGGUCGAUGUCGAGCGGUCUAUUGUGGCACCGGCGACCGCCGAGAUCGGGCCCGAGUCGCGGGAAGCAGACAUUGAAGUUCUUGCAGAGCAGCUGCACAAGGAGAGCCGAGCCUCGACAACAUGUUGCGGGUGCAAGACGGGCUGCCUCAAGCUGUAUUGCCGAUGCUUCCUCACAAAAGGCUUUUGUACCCCGCAAUGUGGCUGUUCAAGCUGCAUGAACACAAAGGCAUCGAGAGAGCGCCUUGGCGCUAUCACGACCCAUUUAAAAAACAAUAUCCACGCCUUCCGGACCUCGACUGCGCCAGCGACCUUGAGCCAUGGGAAGCUCGGGCCCGCGCCGUCGUCCUCGAAUCGCCGCCAGUUUAUUCCGCUUGUUCCAAACGCGGGUGCGAACGCGAUUACGUGUCGCUGUAAAAAGUCCAAAUGCUCGAAAAAGUACUGCGACUGUUACCAAGCAGGCGUGCCGUGCGGUCCAAAGUGCCAAUGCCGCGACUGCUGCAACCACACGCCGCAAGAAACCAACGUCAAGCAGGUUUUGUACGCGCACGACACAAUCCGAGUAUUGGUGACGCGCAAGCCACGCCAAAAUGCCAUCACCAAGUCGGUGCGAGUACAGCUUUAAUAAGGCGGUCUGUCUUGCUUAAUCCUCAUCAUAUAUCUAUAUACACCCGG